CCCCAGAAGCAGCCUGACGAAGGGACCUCACGUGAUGACUGAGCGAAGCAGAUGUUCCUGUGCUGAAUUUACUCCGUGAGGAAGAGGGAGGGCGGGGAGACGGCCGGCCUCGGCCAAUCGGCAGGGAUUUUUGUGUGGACUCGCCUCCUUUUACAGCAGUGGAGCGACUUGCUAUAUUAGAGAGAUGCCACCCACAGCUGCACCUGACAAUUUACAGCGCCAGCGCCUCUGAGAGAGAAGGAGAGCCACCCUGACCCGAGCAUCACUCUGGCUCUCUGGAAUUUACAGCUUUCACAUUCUUAUCUUUUUAUUUUGAAUUUAUGACCUGCAUACCACCUCCUGCUGGGUCAGCACUUACUUUCUCAUCCUCCUUCUUAUUUGCUGUUGGAGAGUUUCUCUAAUUAAUUCCUUCAAUCAUCGUUUUUACUGAUCUGGAUUUAUUCUCGGCGAACAAACAAAACAGAGCAAAAACAAAGUAAGUGGAGUGACUGUCACUCGGGGCAGUUUUGAGAGUGCGUUCCCAUCGUGAUGCGGAUGGUCAUGACCACACUGAGUCUUGAGCCAACCACCCACUGCUUUCCAUGAAGCGGUUUGGCAGCCUAAGGAGGAGCAAGAAACGAAAAGAGCAGGAUGGGCUAGAAGGGAGGCAUCCGUCCGAGGCUUCGUGUCUGGCCGCUUCUGGGCUUUCCACACCUCCCACCACUCCGACCCAGGCAUUGAACCAGCCUGUGUUCAGCCAGGAGGCCCAGCAGCAAAGCGGCCCCAGCCCAGAACGCCUGGAGCCCAGUACCCGAGCCCACUCCCUGUCCGCUCCCCCGGACACAGGACAGCGCCUCAGCCUUCCCCACACCAAACCCCCGAUCCCAUCAACCAGCCCUGUGCCACCCAUCUCUACCUCACAACAUGUCUACGGCUUAUUCGAAGGUAUGCUGGAGAAACUUGAACUAGAUGAUGAUGCUGCUGAACCCGAGAAUGAUAUUUACAUGCGCUUUAUGAAAUCCCACAAGUGCUACGACAUCGUCCCCACAAGCUCCAAGCUGGUCGUGUUUGACACGGCGCUUCAAGUUAAGAAGGCAUUCUUUGCCUUGGUGGCUAACGGUGUGCGAGCUGCUCCUCUGUGGGACACAGAGAAGCAAAGCUUUGUGGGAAUGCUGACAAUCACAGAUUUCAUCAUCAUACUGCACAGAUACUACAAGUCACCGAUGGUGCAAAUUUAUGAGUUAGAGGAACACAAACUUGAAACAUGGAGAGAGGUUUAUCUUCAAGCAACGUUUAAACCUCUUGUGAACAUAUCACCGGAUGCAAGUCUGUUUGAUGCAGUGUACACCCUCAUCAAAAAUAAAAUUCACCGCCUGCCUGUCAUCGACCCUGUUACAGGGAAUGCACUUUAUAUUCUCACGCACAAGAGGAUCCUAAAGUUCCUCCAGCUGUUUGUGUGUGAAAUGCCAAAGCCAGCGUUCAUGAAGCAGACCCUAGGUGAGCUCGGCAUCGGGACGUACCAUGAAAUCGCUUUCAUCCACCCAGACACGCCUAUCAUUAAAGCCCUCAACAUCUUCGUGGAGAGACGGGUGUCUGCUCUGCCUGUGGUGGAUGACUCGGGCAAAGUUGUGGAUAUUUAUUCCAAGUUCGAUGUGAUUAACUUGGCCGCAGAGAAGACGUACAAUAACUUGGACAUCACAGUGACGCAGGCUCUGAAACAUCGCUCGCAGUACUUCGAAGGAGUUGUGAAGUGCCACAAAAUGGAAACAAUGGAGACCAUUGUGGACAGAAUAGUCAAAGCAGAAGUUCAUCGGCUGGUGGUGGUUGAUGAGCGCUCCAACAUCGAGGGCAUCAUUUCCCUUUCAGACAUCCUCCAGGCACUGGUGCUCAGCCCAGCAGAUGCCUGUAAGGAGGAGAAUCUUACUGAAUGAGUUUGUGGUGCAUCAGCUUUUGUAAUAGAAGUGAGUGAACUUACGGUUUAAGGUUUGAUCGUGCGAAGCCGGUGUGGAAGUCCUGGAGACCAUCACCAUCAGCGGGGGUGUAGCGGCUCUGAAAGGCCUGAUGCAGCUGAGUGAAGUGGAUUUUUUUUUUUUU
Poecilia latipinna (sailfin molly) is the source of this 2073-nucleotide messenger RNA. Its product is annotated as 5'-AMP-activated protein kinase subunit gamma-2-like. Gene Ontology annotation, cellular component: cytoplasm; nucleus; nucleotide-activated protein kinase complex. The record is from RefSeq and is a predicted model, not a curated record. NCBI's taxonomy places the organism in Eukaryota, Metazoa, Chordata, Actinopteri, Cyprinodontiformes, Poeciliidae. Gene Ontology annotation, molecular function: protein kinase binding; protein kinase regulator activity; AMP binding. Gene Ontology annotation, biological process: protein phosphorylation; regulation of catalytic activity. The transcript has 14 exons. The coding region runs from base 582 to 1910 and encodes 442 amino acids.